UUUAAUUGCAUAUGAAAAGCUUUUGUAAUGAAAGUAUUAUCUAUGAUAUAUAAUGUUAUCAGUGCAUUAUAUUUAUUGUUUAGAUACUCUUUUCAUGUAUUACUAGAGUUAGUUAAGUGGUUAGUUUGGCUUCCAAUACUUGCAUCAUGUCUUUCUACUGAUAUAGAUGAUAUUUGAUAUGCUGAACAGUUAAAGGAUAUGGCUGAAAGGCUGCCUGUGGGGGCUCCAUGGAACAUCAAAUGGCCUGCAUUUACUUCGUUUGGCUCCAGCCCUGCUCCCAAUGAUGUCUCUAGUGUUUCAAUUGGCAGAUUGAAUGGUCAAAUUGUUUGCCAAGAACCAGAUUCAAAUAUAUCAAGCAGCCCGUUGCUUUCUAAUGGGUCCAACACUGCCUGUAAUCGUGGUUCAGGCCAUAACAAACAAGGCCAUAUUGAAUCAGCAACUAAAAGUGGAGGCAGAACAAAAGAAGGUGAAUCUCGAAAUGAGAAUGAGUGGGUUGAGCAAAAUGAACCUGGUGUGUAUAUAACACUUACCUCGCUACCAGGAGGUGCCAAGGAUCUCAAGGGAGUUCGCUUCAGUCGGAAGCGGUUUAGUGAGAAACAAGCUGAACAGUGGUGGGCAGAUAAUAGAGCAAAAGUAUAUGAGCAAUACAAUAUUCGCAUGAUUGACAAGUCUAGUUUUGGUAUUGGGAGUGAGGACUCGGCUCAUUAACACAGUGAAACAACUAUAUGUACAUGUAAUAGUCUUUUCAAGAUUUCUAUCCCAAUUGUUGGGAUCUCAUUUGAUCAAUUAUAUUCGGCUUUCCAUCGUUCAUGGAGAGUUGAGGGAAGCAGAAAUGGUACUAAGGAGACAA
Durio zibethinus is the source of this 850-nucleotide messenger RNA. NCBI's taxonomy places the organism in Eukaryota, Viridiplantae, Streptophyta, Magnoliopsida, Malvales, Malvaceae. The record is from RefSeq and is a predicted model, not a curated record.